AAAAUAUUACAUAAUUAUAAUAAUAGAAAUGAUAAUACUUCUUUCUUAUAUCUUUACAGAAAUCAGAUAAUAUGGAGGUAAGCAAGUGUACAUUGCCGGUGUUACUGUUGGUUCUUUCAGUCCUUCUAUACCCAUCAGCAAUUGUAAAUGGAAUGCCUGUAUCUCAAGAGCACUUGGCUGAUGUAGUAGAAAUUUGCCAAAUCGAUACGGAGAUUGCUGGUUUACUUUGCCAACUUCUGAUAAGCCAAAGUAAUCAAGAAAAACAUCAUAUGCCACAAUUUCCAGAGGCACAAAGUGUUUCAAAAAGAAAUGCCUUUGACGCUUUUGUAAGUGUACUCCAAUCCAUGGGAUUAUCAGUAACAAAUGCAAGAGAGCAAUUUCAACAAAUGCAAGAAGACGGUCUUAUUAAUAGUCAAGGACAAAUGAUUGCUCUACCCAGUACAAUUAGGCAACGUAUGCUUGAAAAUAAUAGGAGCACCAUAUCGUAAAACUUUUCUCUAUUUUAGUAUACGUCAGCCCUAAGCGACCAAAGUAAUGUCACAUUUUGAAAGCUAUUUAUUUUUCACACCGAGUUGAUCCGCCGAACACUUCAUAAUUACAUUUCUAUUUUGAAAAUUUAACUGUACCUGUUUCCCCAUUUGUGCAGAACGAUGUCUUAAAAACGUGACGUCAGCAUUCUCUUUUUGUUGAAGAUACGCAGUUAAGAAUGAUUUAAAACCUCUUUGAGAAAGAGAUUAUGGAAUGAAAAGUGGAGCUAGCACAGUAUGAUGAUUGCAGACUAUGUAACACAUUUAAUAUGCGAUUAGCAUUUGGUUAAUGUGUUAUUCAAUUUUGCCACCAACCAAAUAUUUGUUGAACCGUGUUCUUCACCACAGCAACAUUCUUCCAGAAAAGUGCCACAUUGAAAAGUUGUGUAAAAGAACUUGAUCUGUCCUAACAAUUCUCUGUAGCAGAUGCCAACGACAGCGGGAGUACUACGAUUUUUUCUUCGUCUUUCCGUCCAAAUCACAUUUUUUUGUCACAAUUUAAACCUGAUUCUCAGGUUAAAUCUUCCAAGACAUGGAAACGGAUGCAAGAACCUGAAAUACCGUUAAUGACCAGGUUUCUUGUCCAUUUAAAAGUAGAAUUUUCACUUCUUCACGUAACGCCGUGCAUAUCAAUAUUCUCAAUCCGUUAGAGGGAGAGAUACGCAAGACGAAGUGACAUAAAAGAGUAUAGAAUUGCGAGAGGUCCGACUGCUCUGAUUUUGUAUGCACGCAAUAAAACGUUUUAAAAAAAGUACUACAAUGAGAUAGAGGGCGCUCUAUUAGAAUUCAUAUAGAAUUCGAAUCUCGCCCUUUCAAGGACGCCUUCUAGUUCAUGUAGUACUUUUUGAAAUAGGAUUACGUUCCAGCGAAAUCCCAUAAGUCGAACUUCUUGCCGUUCUAUAUUCUUUGGUGACAUUAACAACAGUCACGUGGUUAUUUACGUUACAUAAUAUGCAGAGAAGGAUGAAUACGGACACAUGACGUCGGCACUUAGAAAUGACUAUAUAAAUACAGCUGAAGCAGGUAUCUGAAAAGCGCGUAAAUUUUACCGGUAUCAAAAAAAAACCUUGUUUGAUUAUUAUAAUGAACAAUCUAUAAUGAAUAUGGUUUUCAUGUGGUUUUAGAUCAUGGUUCUAAUUGCACUCAUUGCAUCAUGUUUUCUUACAUGUAUAUAGUCUUUGGAGAUUGCAUUUUAAAAUAAAAAUAUAGGCCUACUAAGUGUGUAGUAGGCCAAUUAUAAUUGAAUGGUAUUUUAAUCACCAUUCGCAUUUCAUUCCAUGCUGAGUAGUAUUAUGAUGACAAAGUCAUUGUCAGAUUCAAAUGGACCUUUCCGCUAAGCCCCGGCCCUUGGAGAUAUUUGCUAAGGUCCCCAAAAAACUACAGUGUUAAAAGCAUAGAACUAUUAAAAAUUCUUAUUAUAACUCUAUGGGUAAAACAUACGAAAACACCUGCGUUUGGGGGAACAACACGUGCGAUUGUUAGACGCGCGCGUAUUCUUGGCCCUGUUCUGAUUGGUCGGUUAAGUUUGAUUGACACUCCGGGAAGGUCCAUUAUACAACGUGUUCUUCCACGAAUUCGUGGUUAAAUAAGAUAUUUAAAAUGUUUACGUUGGAUCAGAAUCGCAGUCGCGAUGUGUCCGGCGAUACACUUAAGAGUAAAUAUACUAAUUAUUUAUUGUUAUAUAUUAUUGAGGCAAUAUUUAUUUAUUGAAUUGUACAUCUUAAAAAUAUUUAUUAGUUGAGGAUUAUGAUAAUCAAUUUGCAACAAUUAAAAGCUAGAGAUGAAAAAAUAUUCUGUUUUCUUUUAUUG
Messenger RNA from Anneissia japonica, 2336 nucleotides. RefSeq lists its product as uncharacterized. The record is from RefSeq and is a predicted model, not a curated record. NCBI's taxonomy places the organism in Eukaryota, Metazoa, Echinodermata, Crinoidea, Comatulida, Comatulidae. The transcript is spliced from 2 exons. Bases 72 to 488 code for a protein of 138 amino acids.